This is a messenger RNA of Dentiscutata heterogama, 1317 nucleotides long. The record is from the annotation of a GenBank genome assembly. Lineage: Eukaryota; Fungi; Glomeromycota; Glomeromycetes; Diversisporales; Gigasporaceae.
AUGUCUUCGUCAAAUAAUUUUACAUCUACUCAUGAAAUUAAUACAUCUAAUAAUUCUAAUAAUAUAACUGAAGAUAAUGUUCAACGUUAUAUAAAUAAAUCUAGAAUUAAAAAUACUGAUGCCUGUACACAAAAAUGGGUUCGAAGUUUACAAGAAUAUCGUAAUAAAAAGAAUAUUUCUUAUGACAUUCAAACACUUAAUGACAAAAAUCAGCUUGAGCAAGAAUUGUGCGAAUUUUUUGCAGAUAUGAAGCGACAAGAUGGAAAACCAUAUAAACCAGAAUCAAUUGUAUCUGCUUAUACCUCACUUCGUCGAUACUUUUUCGAAGUUUCUGCUAUUAAGAAUGUGAAUAUCAAUGAUAGAUUUCAAUUUCCUAUAUUAUAUCGUGUUGUAGAUGGAAAAAUUAUGGAAUUACAAGAUCAAGGGCUAGGUAAAAUUGAUCAGUCAAAAGGUUUAACUGCAGAAGAAAUUCGCCAGAUUUUGUUAUAUCUUGAAUCUGGUGAACAAACGGCAUUAAAACUUACUUGGAAAGCUUUUUUCUGGAAUGCAUACUUACUGGGACUUCGCGGUGGUGAUCAUUAUCGACUUUUAUUAAGUUGUUUUAAUUUUCAACAAGAUGGAAGUUUGAUUUUUAUAAUCGGGCGUGAGAAAAACAAUCAAGGUGGAUUAAAAGGUCGAAACAAAUAUGGAAGAUUUACUAGCCGUCAAAUUCAUAUUCCUGCUGAUCAACUUAAUAAUAAAUUUAAGCCGAUUCAAGAUCUUCGUAAUUAUGUUAAUUUACGUCUAUCAGAUGCAUGCGAAUAUUUUUACUUGCAAUUAACAAGGAAUGCUCAAGAAAUUAAUAAUGGAAACUGGUUUGAAUCUCCAAUUGUACAACAAGGAGAAUCUCAACAAGAGGAGUCUCAAGUUAUGCAACAAGAAGAAUCUCAAGUUAUGCAACAAAAAGAAUCUCAAGUUAUGCAACAAGAGGAAUCUCAAAUUAUGCGGCAAGAGAAUUUUCAAGUUAUACAACCAGAUGAAUCUCAAGCCAUACAAUAUAAAGAGUCUCAAGUUAUGCAACAUGAAGUUCAAAUUACACAACAUAAAACAUUUCAAACUACACAACAAGUUACGCAAGAUACUUCUUCGGUCAUGCAACACGAAUUUAAUUCUACUGCUACACAAGUUUCACAUCAAAUUACUCACAAAAAAAAACCAAAGCUUACACGUGAAGAAAUUCAAGCGAAGUUGAACAAGCCAUUUCGAAUUCCAUUCAAAAAUAUUCAAGACCAAACCCAACAUAUUGAAAUAACUGAAGAUCAAACUCCUUUCAAUAAU